Passer montanus (Eurasian tree sparrow) is the source of this 2632-nucleotide messenger RNA. It is a transcript of the gene CAPN13, whose product is annotated as calpain 13. Bases 476 to 2485 code for a protein of 669 amino acids. The transcript is spliced from 23 exons. Gene Ontology annotation, molecular function: calcium ion binding; calcium-dependent cysteine-type endopeptidase activity. The record is from RefSeq and is a predicted model, not a curated record. Lineage: Eukaryota; Metazoa; Chordata; Aves; Passeriformes; Passeridae. Gene Ontology annotation, biological process: proteolysis. Gene Ontology annotation, cellular component: cytoplasm.
CCAAGCCAGAUUGGCUGUUGAACUUCAGCUUGGUUACGUUUGCUCAAGGCGUGGCAAAAGCUUCCCCAUAAAGGAGAGCAGGGAUUGGGCCAGCCCGUGUCUCUCUGGGGGUGCUGGCUGGAGUCACGCCGGAGGUGCUGCAGGUAAAAAACAUCCCUUGGUGUUUUAUUUAGCACGUGAUGAAGCAGGUGAAAUACAGGUAAUAGGGCUGGAAAAGCACCACAGACACAUUGAGAGGGAUUUGCCUUGGAGAGACAGAAUAAAUUAGAGUCCCUAUCCUUAAUUUUACCUGGAGGGGAAGAAGAGAUGAAUCUGCCAUCCUAGAAAGAGGCUCCUCUGUAAAACGGAGCUGAAGGAACCAGGAGGCAAGGCAGGCUGCACAACCUUCUUGCUACUUCUCUGAGCCCUGAAACCACAGCAGAAGCUUUCAGCUGAAGGGACAUCCCCAGGAGCUGGUGCCCAGGAAAAGGGCACAAUGCUCGCUCCCAUGCCAGAGCGGGGCUGGCAAACCACAGGAGCCACAGGAAACCUCUGGAACCUGAAGAAAUUUAACAGCCAGGACUUCAGGGACCUGCAAGCCUCGUGCCUGAGCCGAGGGCUGCUCUUUGAGGAUGCCACCUUCCCUGCCCACGCCAGCUCCAUCGGUCCCACCCUGCUCCCGGAGGAGAAGCUCCGGCAGAUCCAGUGGAAGAGGCCAACGGAACUUCAGAGAAAUCCUUAUUUGAUCAUGGAUGGAGUUAGCAGAUUUGACAUCAUGCAAGGAGAAAUAGGUGACUGCUGGAUGCUGGCUGCCCUGGGCUCCCUGACACUGCGAAAACAAUUUUUGGAAAAUGUUUUACCCAAGGACCAAGGAUUCCAGGAAGAUUAUGCUGGGAUUUUUCAUUUCCGGUUCUGGCAAUAUGGAGAAUGGGUGGAUGUAGUGAUAGAUGACCGGCUGCCAUUCCUAAAUGGAAGAUACCUCUCUGUACACCCCCGAACUUCAAAUGAAUUCUGGCCAUCCUUGCUGGAAAAAGCAUAUGCCAAGCUGCAGGGCUCCUACCAGAACUUGAAUGGAGGCUACCUUUCAGAUGCUUUAGUAGACUUCACAGGUGGAGUCCAAGUGCAGUUUUCAUUGAAGGAUCCACCUCCUGAUCUGGAGGAGAUCCUGAAAGCAGCUGACAAAUCUCGGUGUCUCAUGGGGUGCAGCACCUCAGUCCAGUCAAGGAGGAACAUAGAGCUGAGGAAUGGCAUUGUACAGGGCCAUGCCUACACCGUCACAGGAGCUGUGAAGAUCCCCUACAAGAAUGGCUGGAAGCAUAUCAUCAGGAUCUGGAAUCCGUGGGGCCAUGGGGAGUGGAAGGGGCCCUGGAGUGAUAACUCUCCUCAGUGGGACCGUGUUGAGCCUAAAUACAGAGAAGCCCUCCUCAGAAAUAAGGAUGAUGGAGAAUUCUGGAUGUCCUGUAAGAACUUCCAGGAGCAGUUUUCAUGGCUGUAUAUAUGCAACAACACCCCAACAUUCCUGGACUUUGGAGAUGAGCACCGCACAACGGCGUGGUCUCUGAACAGCUACACCGGCCUGUGGAGGCCGGGCCUUCCCACCAGGAGGAGCCGCUAUUCCCAGGCAGGUGCAGCUUCUACAAACCCCCAGUAUUUUUUCAAAGUGCUGGAUCACAACCCAAAAACCUGUAAUGUAGCAGUUUCACUCAUGCAAAAACACGCUGAGCAUGUGCAGGAUGGAAAAAACCUGAGGAUUGGCUUUUUCCUCACCACGGAGAACUCCAGAGUUCUGAAGCAAACCUUUCUCCAGAGUCGAGAUGUGACCAGCUACUUCAUCCUGAGCCCAGGAACUUAUGCUGUUGUUCCUGCUGCAGCAGAGGACCAGGAAUUUGAAUUUCUCUUACGAAUUUUCAUAAAGAAUCAAGACUACCAUGAGAACUCAAGCUCCCUGACCAGCCCAGGGCUGCCGAUGGAUGUACCAAAGCAGAACCAGGGCAGCUCCUAUAAGGCUCUUUUCCUAAAAUACGCUAAGCAGGGCUCAACUAUUGAUGCCUCGCAGCUGCAACAACUCCUCAAUGAAGUGAUCUCACAAGAUGAAAUGACCAGCCUGGGAGGGACGUUCAGCUUUGAUUCAUGCAGAGGCAUUUUAGCUCUGAUGGAUCUCAACUCGAACGGAAGACUCACCCUGCAGGAGUUCGGGAGCCUCUGGCGAAGCCUCACUAAGUACAUGGAUAUCUUCUUCAAGGAAGACAGGAACCGUUCUGGAUUUCUGGAUAUUGCUGAACUGGAGAACGCCAUACAGGCAGCAGGUCUGGCCAGCGACGCGCAGCUGCUGCGCCUGAUGACGCUGCGCUACGGCGACGGCGCCGGCAGGGUUGGCUUCUGCGACUUCGUGUGCUGCAUGCUGCGCCUCGACACCAUGAGCCAUGCAUUCCAAAACUUAGCAGAGGGCGGAUCACAAAUUUUGAUGACAGCAAUGGAGUGGCUGACCCUUGUCAUGUACACCUAGAGAGAUGCCAGAGGUCAUGGUGACUUUUCUUCCUCCUCACAGAGCAGUGUCAAGGCCAUCCCAUAAAAAACCAUCUUGAAAAACCACUGGAGGUGGUGAAGGAGUGAAGCCAGGUGUCCUCAUGCUUGGUGGCACUCCAAGCUGCUG